AUGCCGGAGAGCAACAAAAACUUCCUGGAUCACGUCCAGCGACACAUCAGGGCGGGCGGGCUCGAACAAGUGUCAGCUUUGGCGUUGGUUGAGAAGUUGCAAUCUCGCUCAGACCGCGAGAAGGAAAAGGCAAAGAGCGGAUUAGGGCACACCUGGCCAGCGCUCAAGAACAUGCGCAUCAACCGGGAGGCCGCGGCGGCUGCGGACCGCGUCCGCAAGCGGCUGAGGUCAGAAGUCCUCUACUUUGGCAGCUCGGGGCUUCAUGGGAACAUCCAGACCCUGGUGAGCUGGGGCCGGGACCUGAUAUUCUUCAACACCGACAUCCGCGACCCUCGAGUCAGCUGGCUGGUCACGGCAGCCUGGGCGCCGAAGAUUAGGAGCCUCGGGAUCAAAAUCACGCCUCAAUCCGGAGACAAGGCAGAGCCAGACGCUCUCGUCAAGGCCCUCAGACACCUGCCGAAUCUGCGCGAGGUAUAG
Messenger RNA from Diaporthe citri, 477 nucleotides. RefSeq lists its product as uncharacterized. Bases 1 to 477 code for a protein of 158 amino acids. The record is from RefSeq and is a predicted model, not a curated record. NCBI's taxonomy places the organism in Eukaryota, Fungi, Ascomycota, Sordariomycetes, Diaporthales, Diaporthaceae. The transcript is spliced from 2 exons.